This is a messenger RNA of Hordeum vulgare subsp. vulgare (domesticated barley), 1320 nucleotides long. RefSeq names its product probable proteasome subunit beta type-2. The record is from RefSeq and is a predicted model, not a curated record. The transcript is spliced from 7 exons. Lineage: Eukaryota; Viridiplantae; Streptophyta; Magnoliopsida; Poales; Poaceae. Bases 435 to 938 code for a protein of 167 amino acids.
CGACCACGACAACGAGGAACAGGACGAAGACGACGAGGACAACGCGCUCGAGAUCGGCGGCAAGAACUUCAGCUCCGUCUUCUGCAUGAAGCUCCCCGAUCGCCCUGUCACCAUGAGCACUGCUCAAUCCCCCCAUCCCCUCCCGUGUUCUCCGCCGUCAGUUUUGAUCAAAUUAAUAAAUGCCCAUGACUAAAUCCAUCCUCGCUCUGCUGCUGCUAGUAUAAUCACAGGCUUGCGCUGGUUGAAUCCUGCAUCAUGUGGUUGGUAUUGCUGGCCAGUCCGAACAUGGUGCUCAGUGAGUAGCGCUCUCAGGUGGUUACAUAGACGAUGAGGACCAUGGGGAGUGGUUCCUGUAUACUGGAAGUGGAGGAAGACAUCUAAGUGGGAACAAGCGAACAAACAAGGAGCAAUCUUUUGAUCAGAAAUUCGAUAAGAUGAAUGCUGCUCUGCGUCUUAGUUGCCAGUUCUUGGGGGCGCGGGGCGGAAACAGUGUGCAGUUCACCGAGUUCAUCCAGAACAACCUCCACCUCUACCAGUUCCGCAACAACAUGCCGCUCAGCACCGCCGCCGCCGCCAACUUCGCCCGUGGCGAGCUCGCCACCGCCCUCCGCAAGGCUGGAACGUGGGAGGAAAAGAACCUCAAUUCAUGGGCUAAUGAUAGAAGUAAUUGGUGCUUGGAAGAAGGGACUACCAUUUCAGACAAAUAUGGCAGUGCACGCAGUGAACUUGUGGGCGAGUUGAAUUCUAUGCCUUGUACCGACGUGGCAUAUGAAGGUCUGGGAAUUCAAGCAUCCCACAUGUAUCUGAUAGAGAACAACGAUUUCAUGGUGAUCGGAAUAAUCAGUCCACCUGCUGUGGGCAUGUCAACCAUCAUGAAUGAGCUUUAUGGCUACGACGGAAGCUGGCCUGCAUGGCCAAGGAGUACUUCAAGUUUCUGAACAAGUACCUGGCCACGUUCGAUGGAUCGACUGAUGAGGCCGACGGAAUCGGUGCUGCAAAGGAGGAAGCCGUUGCAGCAAUCAUUGAUUUUGUCAAGUCAGCUGAUCUCUAUCAGGUGUCCAGCUUGCAGAAACUACAAGGUUUUUGCACAAGUGAAGUACAAAGCUAUGAAGCGUAUCAACAAAGAGUAACAUAUCUAUUGUAAUAGUAGGCAGUAGUAGGUAUAUCUAGGUUGUGGUGUAGUGUAAAGAUUGUAAUAGACAAAUUUAAUGUUGGUUUGGACGAAUUUCAUUUGCCUCCUAUCCUGUUUGAAAUAUUGAUUAUGAAUGUGAUUUGAAUACCUAUGAAAUGGCAAUUUGACAAGGGGACCAAGUUAUGAUA